AUGAGCGCAUCGAAUGAAGACGCCAACCCUCUUGUUUGCGACUUUAAGCACCUGUUGCGCAGCGAUGUCGGCCUCGUCGGGGGGAAGAACUCGUCCCUGGGCGAGAUGCUCAGCGCCCUGAGCAGCAAGGGAAUCGCCGUGCCGCCUGGAUUUGCAACGACCUCGCACGCUUACUGGCACUAUGUCGAUGCCAACGGCAUCCGGGACAAGAUCGGCCCGUUGAUCUCGGAGUGGCAAGCCGGGCACGCAAGUCUCGCUGAGACGGGCCAGGCAGUCCGCCGUCUGUUCCUCCGCGGAUCAUGGCCAGCAGAUGCGGCCGAGGCCAUCACCACCGCUUACCAAAAGCUCUCGGCCAAGACAGGCGUCGAGAACCUGCGGGUGGCGGUCCGCUCUAGCGCGACGGCUGAGGACCUGCCUGACGCGAGUUUCGCCGGUCAGCUGGAGUCGUACCUAAACAUCUGGGGCAAGGAUAGGCUCCUGGAUGCCUGCCGCCGCUGCUAUGCCUCGCUGUUUACCGACCGGGCCAUCAGCUACCGCCAGGCCAAGGGGUUCGACCACAUGAGCAUCGCACUGUCCGUCGGCGUGCAAAGGAUGGUUCGCUCGGAUGCCUGGGGUUCCGGCGUCAUGUUCUCCAUCGACACCGAGAGCGGGUUCGACAAAAUCGUGCUCAUCAACGCCGCCUGGGGCCUGGGGGAGAACAUCGUUCAGGGGACCGUCAACCCGGAUGAGUAUCAGGUCUUCAAGCCAUUGCUGGACGACCCAAGCCUGGUCCCCAUCAUCCAGAAGAAGCGCGGCGAAAAGGCCAUGAAGAUGAUCCUCGGCCGAAGUCAUCACCACCACCCCCACGCUCCCACUCGCAACGUACCCACCUCCAAGGCAGAGCGGGCGGCGUUCGUACUCGCUAAUGAUGAGAUACUCCAGCUGGCGCGCUGGGCUUGUGCCAUCGAGAAGCACUACGGGUGCGCCAUGGAUAUGGAAUGGGCCAAGGAUGGCACGACGGGGGAGUUGUUCAUCGUCCAGGCCCGCCCUGAGACGGUGCACUCCCGUCAAGACUCUGCCGUGUUCAAGACCUACACCGUCAAGAACAAGAGUCGCGUUCUCGCCACCGGCCUCUCGAUUGGCGACGCGGCUGUGUCCGGCCAGCUCUGCCUCAUCGAGGACGUCAAGGACAUCGGCAAGUUUGUCGACGGCUCCAUUCUGGUGACCGUCUCCACCGAUCCGGACUGGGUGCCCAUCAUGAAGCGGGCAGCGGCCAUCAUCACGGACCACGGCGGCCGCACGUCCCACGCCGCCAUUGUCAGCCGCGAGCUCGGCGUGCCAGCCGUGGUGGGCACGGGCGACGCCACCUACGUCCUGCACACCGGCCAGGACGUCACCGUCUCCUGCGCCGAAGGCGACGUCGGGUUCGUCUACGCAGGCAUCUCCGACAUAGUCGCCACCACGAUCGACCUCAAGGGCCUGCCCGCUGUGCGCACCAACGUCAUGCUCAACCUUGCCAACCCCUCCGCGGCCUACCGCUGGUGGCGGCUGCCGGCGGACGGCAUCGGCCUCGCGCGCAUGGAAUUCGUCGUCACCAACGCGAUCCGCGUGCACCCCAUGGCGCUGGUGCGCUUCGACCGCCUGCAGGACCAGGCAGCCAAGGCGGAGAUCGCGCGGCUCACCGCGGGCUACGAGCACAAGCCGGACUACUUCGUCGACAAGCUGGCGCACGGGCUGGCCGCGCUGUGCGCGACCGUGUACCCGAAGCCGGCCAUCAUCCGCAUGAGCGACUUCAAGACCAACGAGUACGCGGGCCUGGUCGGCGGCGCCGAGUUCGAGCCGGCCGAGGAGAACCCCAUGCUCGGCUUCCGCGGCGCGUCGCGCUACUACUCGCCCCGCUACGCGGAGGGCUUCGGGCUCGAGUGCCGCGCCAUCAAGCUGCUGCGCGAGGAGAUGGGGUUUGCCAACGCCGUGGUGAUGAUCCCCUUCUGCCGGACGGUGGGGGAGGCGGAGAAGGUGCUGCGCGUCAUGGAGCAGAACGGGUUGAAGAGGGGCGAGAAGGGGCUGAAGGUGUACGUGAUGUGCGAGAUCCCCUCGAAUGUGAUACUGGCGGAGCGGUUUACCGAGCAUUUUGACGGGUUUUCGAUCGGGUCGAACGACCUGACGCAGCUGACCCUCGGGGUGGACCGGGAUUCGGGAGAGUUGGCCGAGCUGUUUGACGAGCAGGACGAGGCCGUGAAGUGGAUGAUCGCCAAGGUGAUCGAGGUGGCGAGGAAGAAGGGGUGCAAGAUUGGGAUUUGCGGACAGGCGCCAAGUGACCAUCCGGAGUUUGCGAAGUUCCUGGUUCAGGCGGGCAUUGAUUCGAUUUCGGUCAGCCCGGACAGUUUUUUGGCGGUCAAGAGGCAUGUGGUGGACAGCGAGAAGGCAUGA
Molecule: messenger RNA, 2409 nt
Organism: Thermothielavioides terrestris NRRL 8126
Lineage: Eukaryota; Fungi; Ascomycota; Sordariomycetes; Sordariales; Chaetomiaceae
Exons: 1
Coding region: 1-2409 (802 amino acids)
Biological process (GO): pyruvate metabolic process; phosphorylation
Molecular function (GO): ATP binding; pyruvate, water dikinase activity
Source: RefSeq, a predicted model, not a curated record